Culicoides brevitarsis is the source of this 1682-nucleotide messenger RNA. RefSeq names its product lachesin (gene DIP-delta). Bases 343 to 1635 code for a protein of 430 amino acids. Lineage: Eukaryota; Metazoa; Arthropoda; Insecta; Diptera; Ceratopogonidae. The transcript has 12 exons. The record is from RefSeq and is a predicted model, not a curated record. Gene Ontology annotation, cellular component: neuron projection.
AAAAUUUAAAAAAAUUAAAUUUUAUUAAAAAAAAUUUAAAAAAAAAAUUUUGUGAAAAAAAAAAUUAAAAUUAAAAAAAACUUGACAUUGAUCAGGAAUUGACAUCGACAUCGAUUUUGGGCGUAAAAGCAACAGUUUUCGCUAAUUUCGACGAAUUGACUAAAAUUUAGCAAAAUAAAUAAAUAAGGCAGGAGUAACAAUAAUAAUGUUUAACAUAAUCACGCAAAUCAUUGAGUAAAUGUGUAAAACACGCAAAACACGAUAAUUAUAAUUAAACAUCACAAAAGUGCGCGAAUUGUGGAGAGAAGCUGACACUAAAUAAUAAAAUAAUACAAAAUCACCAUGCUAAUAUUAAAAAUAAUUGAGUUAAUUCUAUUAGCUUUAAAUGAUGUGUUACCAACGCGAUCGCAUCAACAGAGACGCGGCGUGUUAUUUAUGUUGUAUUUGCCAACACUUGUUACACACGUUAUGAUGGAUGAGCCACGCUUUGCACAACCAAUCGCAAACGUAACGGUAGCAGUUGGACGGGAUGCCAACUUGCCGUGUGUCGUUGAGAACCUGGGAUCAUAUAAAGUGGCUUGGAUCCAUAUCGACCGACAAAUGAUUCUCACAAUCCAUCGUCACGUCAUCUCACGCAUCCCACGAUACAGUGUGACUUUCGAUAACUCAAACACGUGGGUGCUACACGUGAAAGAAGCCCAUCAGGAGGAUCGUGGCUACUACAUGUGUCAAGUAAACACCAACCCCAUGAUAAGUCAAGUUGGUUACUUGCAAGUUGUUGUACCACCCAACAUAUUAGAUAUCGAAAGUACACCAUCGUCUGUGGCAGUACGAGAAAACCAAAACAUCAACAUGACAUGUCGUGCCGAAGGAUUUCCCUCGCCCAAAAUUAUCUGGAGGCGGGAGGAUGGCCAAACGAUUACCGUUGAACGAAAGAGGAAGGUAAUGGUGUAUGACGGCGAGAUUCUGCACUUGUCGAAAGUCAGUAGGAACGAAAUGGGCGCCUACUUGUGCAUUGCAACUAAUGGCGUUCCUCCGUCGGUUAGUAAGCGAAUUAUUCUUGAUGUGGAAUUUUCACCUAUGAUCUGGGUUCCGAACCAACUUGUAGGCGCUCCAGCGGGCACAGAUGUGACGAUUGAUUGUCACACGGAAGCGCAUCCAAGAGCGAUCAUUUAUUGGGUGUAUAAUAGUGUGAUGGUGCUGCCAAGUAAAAAAUAUGUCAUUGAUUAUAACGAAAAUUCAUAUCGGGCACACAUGAAAUUAACAAUAAAGAGUUUGUCGGGUGGUGAUUUUGGAAAUUAUCGCUGCAUAUCAAAAAAUUCAUUAGGCGAAACAGAGGGCUCGAUACGAGUUUACGAAAUUCCCUUGCCAUCAACGCCGCCGAGCAAAGUAACACACACGGUUGAGUCGAAAGAAGGUCUACGAAAUGAGUCGUUGCGACCGACCCAACCUUCCUUGGCCUUCCCUGCGAAGCCAAUUGACACUAAUGUGAUAGACAGAGCGCCAAAUGCGAUUCCAAUUGAGCGGAAAGGCAACAGUCCCUUGGGGCAAAGUUUCGCCUAUACCGAUCAACCACCCAAAGAUGGGGGAUUUGGCGUUUUCAGCAGUGGUGAGAAAUUUUUCUCAUAUUUUUAAAAUAUUAAAAAAUUUAAUUUAAAAAAAUAUUUCAGCUUCAUCAUCAU